GUUUACGUACCCGGCCAUAAGUCGCCUCAGUCGAUCUGUAUCUGUCCCACCGUCACUGAGUGGCCGGAUGGCCGGAUAUAGAUGAACUGAGCACACCCACGCAACGCCACACCUUGCUCCCUGUCCUCACCAAAGUGCCCGGUGAUAAAAGCUAACCUGGGGAACUACUUGGCCUACUUACCGUGGGUGCCUACCCCUUCCCUUCUCCGAUGUCCCCUCCUACCGCCUGGGUAGCUGUCCGCUAUUCUUCAUUCUUCUCUACUCGCAACACCACCCUACUGGCGACUUGAUUUGCAUGCACUCGACUUUCACAUGGGCUAGUUGGCACCAUUGUUUCGGACUCGAGACUCCAUCGCCUCCGCCAUGUCUAAGUACAAAGACAAGGAGGGCGGGAACGAGGUGGCCUCAAUAAAUGCGAAAUGGGUAUCGUGGGCGCAUACCGUCUUUGCAUACACUGCCUUUCUGAGCGCGCUCUUCGUCGGUAUACGCCUUCACUAUCACAAGAUCGUCCAGAACGAAUUCCAUGGAUAUCCUGACGAGUGGUUCCCCUCCGUCUCCGCUACCAUCGGUGACCGAUACCCGGAACGGUCGUUUUUCAUGAUAUUCAUAGCGUUAACUUCGGGUCCUAGGUUCGCGCUCGUGACUCUUUGGUAUCUCCUGGCGGCGCGGCCCGGGAAGGCCCUUCCCAAGUUUGUUGCCGGUGUUGGUCUCUUCAGGACCCUGACUUGUGCCGGCUGGACUUAUGUGACUUCGACCGAUGACCACGACCGGCAUGAUAUUUUCAUGAUUUCGUACCUUGUGGCCACCAUCCCUUGGACUGCCGGUUGCAUCGCGCUCAGCUCUCCAAAUACGAUUUCCAUCAGGUACAGAAAGUACCUAGCUGGCGCCUUUUUUGGCGCCAUACCUCCCAUGGUCUAUUUCUAUAUUCAACACAAAGUCCACCGCGUCGCAGGAGCCUAUACCGUCUAUUCGUUCUUCGAGUGGUCCUUAGUUCUAUUCGAUGUCGCAUUUGACGCCGUCACCGCUCUCGACUUCGAAAAAUUCGAGAUUGUAGUCAGGGAUGUAAAAGGCGCGAGCAAGGGAGCUGACAUGUUCACCCAAUCGGCUGCUGCCUCCGAGAAGCGAAAGGAAAGGGGAAAGGCCAUACCCGGAGCAUUUAAUGGUAAACUGCCUUGGUUUGAGAUCUUCGACACAGUCGCUGAGGUCUACCACGGCUUCGUAUUCUGGUCAGCACUUACGGGGCUGGGCGUGGUUAUCUGGUAUUUCCCACUUUGGCACAUGGGCAUCUCGGGCUACGAAGCGUUUGUCAUGUCGACGAUCUCGCCUCUCAUUCUAGGCAUCAAGCCAUUCCGCUCUCUAGUUACCCACAAUUUGCGCGCCUCUCAUCUACUAUCGCUUGCCGGACUCCUUGCCUGGCAGGUCAAAGACCCGGCGCGCAGGCUUUUCACGGUGGGAUUUGGCGUUGCGAUGUCGUGCCUAUCCUGGGCAGCCACUCUCUCCUCCGAAUCAGUCCAUCGAGCACGGCUCGAGUCGAAAAUAUCGGCAUGGAUUAUUGGCCUGGUCAUGUCUUCCGCCGCCAAAUUCGCCUGGCAAACCAAUAAUCCUAUCUGGCCGAUUAUGCACGCUGCCAACGGCGGUUAUAACGGGACCGGAUUGGCUUUGGCGUUUCUGGCAGUGCUGAGGUUCACUCGCAAGGCGCCGUUGAAUACCGGGGCUAUUCAUGGUGGUAAGCGGGAAGGCUCAUCGCUCUUGGCCGCUCUAGGCAUCGGCGGCCUCUUCUUCGGUCUACAUUCACUUCUCUCCGACACAAGUACUAUGAUCCUAUGGGUAUGGGAAGGCUACCCAGUGCGCGGCCCUCUUUGUACUAUUCAUGGUUGGUUGACCCUGGCUGCGAUGACGGGAGGAUUGCUGGCGGGGAUUCGCGCACCGAAACUGGUAAGCACAUGGCCGGCAUAUGGUCUGGGCUGUACCGGGGUGGCCAUCCUUACGCUUUACCACAACUGGCUCGGGUACGUCGGUGCUCUGACUACGGCUUUCUACCUGACUGCCAUUGCCUCGCCCGUAAUAACUGCGGCUUCUAGAGGGUGCCCCGCGACAACAUUCGGCCUCGGAUUUUUCAUCUACAACUUGAUGGUUUUGUUUCAUGUUUGGGUUGUUGCCUAUGCCUUCGUCCCUGGCGGGCCUCUCGUCCGCGAGCAUACAGAUUGGAUUAUGAUCACGAUGAUGCUUUUCAUCGGUGCUGGCGUCCUCAAUGUGACGUCGACGAGUUCCCGUCGCCAGGAGCCCCGCGAACGACCUUCUCGGCCGCAGCACCGGAAGUAUCACGCCUGGGCGCUCGGUGUCAUCAAUGUCCUUUUCCUUGGCGUAGCGUUCCGUCGUUUCCCAACCAACGACUACAAGCCUUACCACGAAGACUCGAGGCUGAUCACGGCUGGAAUCUGGACCAUCCACUUCUCUCUGGAUAACGAUAUGUGGUCCUCCGAGUACCGGAUGCGUAAUUUGAUUCGAGAACUCGAGAUCGACGUUGUUGGCUUGUUGGAGUCCGACCUACAGCGUAUUAUCAUGGGGAAUAGAGACACGACUCAAUUUCUCGCCGAGGACUUGGGAAUGUAUGUCGACUACGGCCCGGGCCCUAAUAAGCAUACAUGGGGCGCGGCGCUCCUCUCUAAGUUCCCGAUUAUGAACUCGACGCACCACCUCCUUCCAUCUCCUGUAGGUGAGCUAGCCCCAGCCAUCCAUGCGACGCUGGACGUUUACGGGGAGCUAGUCGACGUCUUCGUUUUUCAUUCCGGGCAGGAAGAGGACCGCGAAGACCGUCGACUUCAGGCCGAGUAUCUCUCCAAGUUGAUGGGCACUUCGCCGAGGCCAUCGAUACUGCUAUCCUACCUCGUUACUAGGCCUCUUCGAGGCAACUACAACACGUACGUUUCCAAGACGUCGGGUAUGCACGAUGUAGACCCUAGAGACUGGGAUCGUUGGUGCGAAUAUAUCUUGUACAAGCGCCUCCGGAGAGUCGGCUAUGCGAGAGUUUCCAGAAGUACCAUCACAGAUACCGAACUGCAAGUCGCCAAAUUUGUUGUGCCAACGACCAGCGCUGAGAAGGCCGAUAUCGCCGCUUUAGAAAGUAACUCGGAGGCUAGAAAUCGCAAGGUGGGCGAACACGACGUCCCCGAGGAUUGGAGAUUUCCUACUAUAUUCAGGGGUAAGGGCGUCAGAGGGCAUCGCUAUCACGUAUUUGAUGGGCCCUUGUAUUAUAACUCGUCGUGAGUGGGUAAUCAGCACGAGGAUUGUAUGAUUUAUGAUCGGCAGCAAGUCGCAUAGAGGAGGAUUCUCUGCCGUCCAAGACACUAAAACACGUAUAUUCACUUUUCAACGCGCGGGCGGCCAGGAGCAGACGGUUCCCCCGCGAACAUGACCCCGUCCCCGUCAGGCAUUUCCGCCGUUCCCUUGGGUUCUUCUCCGAUAAUAUGCCAACCCUACAGAGUCUCCCCGCCCAAAAUGCCACCUGCCGUCUUCGUUGCUCUCUUCCCUUCCGAUUGGCGCGAUGUGUUUCGGCCACUGGCAUACAUCGACUGCAGCCGAUAUCCGAUCAUGACCUUUCAUCUACGGCCAAAGUCCAAAACCCGGUAUUUCGUGACACUACACUCUCUGGAUUAGUAGCCUUCUCCCCGUUGGGGCCUGCAUGGAGCGGCUAUUGGGACGGGAAGCAUGCAUGUUUAAGGAGUGUCUAACAGGUAGGUAGUAUUGCAUACUAGACACACCCCCUUAACAACUGCUGGUACGUGCCGUUCGACGGUGACGUCGAUGCAAG
Durotheca rogersii is the source of this 3811-nucleotide messenger RNA. RefSeq names its product Frag1/DRAM/Sfk1 family-domain-containing protein. NCBI's taxonomy places the organism in Eukaryota, Fungi, Ascomycota, Sordariomycetes, Xylariales, Xylariaceae. Gene Ontology annotation, cellular component: endoplasmic reticulum. Gene Ontology annotation, biological process: GPI anchor biosynthetic process; fungal-type cell wall organization. The transcript has 5 exons. Bases 364 to 3267 code for a protein of 967 amino acids. The record is from RefSeq and is a predicted model, not a curated record.